Spodoptera litura is the source of this 669-nucleotide messenger RNA. RefSeq lists its product as uncharacterized. The record is from RefSeq and is a predicted model, not a curated record. Gene Ontology annotation, cellular component: membrane. Lineage: Eukaryota; Metazoa; Arthropoda; Insecta; Lepidoptera; Noctuidae. Gene Ontology annotation, molecular function: phosphatidylinositol bisphosphate binding.
CAUUCCUCUUCCGCAAAUGACAGAAGAUUACUGCAGAGUAAUCUGGAUCAAACCGCAAUGUGACGAUUUUACGCCUGAGGAGCUGUUGCAGUUUUUCCAAUACACUACUAUUGUUGUUGAAUACAUUCGAGCUCACGACUACGUUGAUGGUUUUAUCAUAAUACUUGACUACCACGACUGGAACAUGUUGAAGUUAAUUGCAAGAUUGACUACUCCUGAUGUUCAGCCAUUUAUCAAUACUUUAAUCAAAGGCUACGGUGGACGACUGAAGAAUAUACACCUUAUAACAGAGUCAAAAGCAGUCGAAAUUCUUUUAGCAACUGUUAAAAAAUUGUUAAGUGAGAAGCUUGGUAAGAGAAUUCAAGUGCACAAAACUUUAGAAGAAUUCUACAAAGUAUUUCCUAGACAUCUUCUACCGGAAGAGUACGGAGGGAAACAAAACUCUUGUGAGAAGUUACAGGCUGCAUUACUGGAAGAAUUAUCUUCAGAGAAACAUAUAGAAUACUUGAAAAUAAUGUCUAAAGCCUGCACGGAUGAGUCCAAACGACCGACGGUCAAGUUUAAUGAAGAAUAUAUGGGCAUGCCUGGGUCUUUCAGGAAUCUGAAAGUAGAUUAAUUUUGUUGGAAAUAUUCUCUAUUGUAAUGUAUUAGAAUGUAUUUUUAAGUGUG